Messenger RNA from Aricia agestis (brown argus), 2036 nucleotides. RefSeq names its product laccase-1-like. Gene Ontology annotation, molecular function: oxidoreductase activity; copper ion binding. Lineage: Eukaryota; Metazoa; Arthropoda; Insecta; Lepidoptera; Lycaenidae. The transcript has 9 exons. The coding region runs from base 32 to 1795 and encodes 587 amino acids. Gene Ontology annotation, biological process: iron ion transport. The record is from RefSeq and is a predicted model, not a curated record. Gene Ontology annotation, cellular component: plasma membrane.
GUUUUGUGUUAUUAUUAAUCAUUAUUAUACAAUGAAAACAAUAUUAAUAUCUAUUAUUAUUGUUAUCAACAUAAACAGCAACAGCAAGGCUUCCUUGGAUAGUUUCUUGCCGACCAACAAUGUACUAGUGGACACCACGAAAAACUACGACAAGUCGUGUCAUAGACCUUGUAAAUUCAAUGUGAAACCUCGAAAGUGCAACUACGAUUUUGUAAUUGGACCGACUGUGGAUGGAGAUGGACGGGCAUCGAUAUCCAUCAACGGGCAGAGUCCAGGGCCAGCUAUACACGUCUGCCUGCAUGAUACCGUGGUAGUGAGGGUGAAGAACAAGUUGACCCAGGAUGUGGCUAUCCAUUGGCAUGGAAUCGAGCAGAAGGGAACCCCGUAUCAUGAUGGAGUGCCCAUGGUCACCCAAUGUCCCAUCACGUAUGGGUCUACCUACCAGUACGCGUUUGUGGCUUCGUCGCCUGGAACAUACUUCUAUCAUGCAGAUUCAGUAAGCCAACAAAGUGACGGACUUUUCGGUUCACUGAUCGUUGACCAGCCGAGACCCCAAGAGCCACAUUCGUCGUUAUACAAUUUUGACAACAGCGACCAGAACACAAUAUUGAUAUCGGCUAAGUUCCCAGAAUUGCUCACCGAUAGAUUAACAGACAAGAAUACGAUAAGACCAGAGGGAAUAGCACUGAAUGGAGAAAGUGGCAAUUAUAAGGCAUACGUGAUACCAGCAAACGCGUACAUGUUCAGGCUGAUCAAUGCGAUUGGAAUCGAGUGUCCAGUGACGGUCAGCGUGCAGGAGCACGGACUGACAGUGAUAGCGACCGACGGAAGACCAGUGAAGCCAGUGUCAACGAGAGCGGUGAAGUUAUAUCCAGGUGAAAGAAUGGACGUGGUGGUGAGAGCUGAUCAGUCUACCGGUGGCUACUGGAUCAGGGUGGCUGGAGAAAAUGGCUGCAGCGGUCUGGAUACGUACGGCAUGUUGCUGUACUCAGGAUACAACUAUACCAUCAUGUUUGAGGAGGGACCGGCGCAUAAUCUGAUUAUUGACGAUGCUGUAGCAGGACAGGACUUACAUUCUCUAAAAGACACCACAUCACCUCCAGAGAUCCGCUCGUACUACCUGGGUAUCGACAGAAACUAUCCUCAAUACAAAGACAGCGAUGUGGACUUCAGUUAUCGAAGCGACGCCAUGCCUAAGUCACCCUUCAUACCAGCUGCUAUGACUAUACAAGAGGGCGUCGUCCAGAUAAACGGCAAGAACUUUUUGUACCCCAACGUUCCUUUACUUUUGAAGCCACAAGAAGUUCUGCCAGAAUCGUCUUGUCUUGUAGGAGAGGAAGCUGAUCAUAAGGACCCACAGUGCGUUCAGACUAUAAAUGCGAAAGCCAAUGAAACGAUAGAACUAAUACUUGUAAACGAAGGUUUUGGAAGUAACGACUCAUACACAUUUCACAUGCAUGGGUACAGUAUGCAGGUUCUGACAACGUGGCAAAGCCCUGCCGGAAUGGCCCUAUCAAAAGAAGAAUUCAUGAAACUGGACACAGAGGGCAAAAUUACAAGGAAUGUACUAAAUCCUCCAAACAAGGACACGAUUCACGUUCCGAACAAAGGAUUUGUGAUUGUUAGGAUAAAGACAGACGUUGGUGGAAGCUGGCUUCUGGAGUGCCGAUCUUGUGGUCUUUCAGCGUUACCCGUUGCAGUACUAAUCAAUGUUCAACAAACAAUACCAAAAUUAGUUGUUGAUUCGUUACCACCCUGUAGUGGGUAUAAACCAGCUGACGUUUUACUUAAUUAAGCAAUUGACUGAAUAGAUAUUAUUAGAUGUAAUAUUAAUUGGUGCUCAAUUUUGCUUGUAUCAUCUCAUUUUCAUCCACAAUAUUGUCGUCAUCAUAUUGUACGUAUGAAAUUCAAAUUUUUUGUUCGUCAUUCAUUGUUUCGUAUUAAUUUUCACUGCCUAUUUAAAUUUCGCUCAAUAUGUGCGAUUUCAUUCAUAUCAUAAUUAUUUUUCUGUUUUUAUUUCUCUCUCUUAGAUCUCA